CUCUGGGAUCACACAGGCACCACUGCACCUGACAGGCCGUCCCCCCAACCUCUUCUCCUUUCCCCACUGAUUUCAGUCUGGCCAUGUUUGACUGCCCCCUCCGCCUCAGCGACUGCCGCUUCCUCUCGCCUCUCUCCUGAGUGUCCCAGUAUUAAAGUCCAAACCCUUGGUUUCUCCCAAGGCCCUCGUGACCUGAGCUCCUUGUGUGCUGCCAGGCGGGGCCUAUCAUGGCUUCCAGCAGUGUCUGCACCACUGUCCUCCCCUCUGUUGUCCUGACCUCCCUGCAGCCCUGUUCCUCAGACAGGGCUGAACAGCUUCUCCAUGUGCCCGUAGUGUCUUCAGUCCCCAGAAAGAAGGAAAGUUGGACACUGGUACAACAUCGGCAUAUUUGCAGGAGGAAAGAUCUCCCGAGGAUGGUGUCCCACCCAGAACUGAAGCAGCUUUUCUGCACGGCUGAUGCAGUGUGUUUCGACGUGGACAGCACUGUGAUCAGAGAGGAGGGGAUCGACGAGCUGGCCAGGUUCUGCGGCGUUGAGGAUGCUGUGUCAGAAAUGACACGGAGAGCCAUGGGUGGGGCAGUGCCUUUCAGAGCUGCGCUCACUGAGCGCCUGGCACUGAUCCAGCCCUCCAGGGAGCAGGUGCAAAGGCUCCUGGCAGAGCACCCCCCACACCUGACACCCGGCAUCAGGGAGCUGGUCAGUCGCCUGCAGGAGCGGAACGUCCAGGUCUUCCUCAUCUCUGGUGGCUUUCGGAGCAUUGUAGAGCACGUUGCUGCCAAGCUCAACAUCCCUGCAGCCAAUGUCUUUGCCAACAGGCUGAAAUUCUACUUUAACGGUGAAUAUGCAGGUUUUGAUGAGACACAGCCAACGGCCGAUUCUGGUGGGAAAGGAAAAGUUAUUAAAUUUCUAAAGGAAAAAUUUCACUUUAAGAAAAUAAUCAUGAUUGGAGAUGGAGCCACAGACAUGGAAGCCUGUCCUCCUGCUGAUGUUUUCAUUGGAUUUGGAGGAAAUGUGAUCAGGCAGCAGGUGAAGGACAACGCCAGAUGGUACAUCACUGAUUUUGUGGAGCUCUUGGGGGAUCUCGAAGAAUAAUCUCCAUAUUUUUACACAGCUCGUGACAACUUCAGAUUAAUUUUUACAAGUUACACAGAUUGAUACUAUUUGAUUACAGUUGCCUGUGACAACUUAAUAUAUAAAGUCGGUACUGAUUUUCUAUAUGUUCAAGUAAAUUAUAGUUAGGACUCCUAGAAGAUUGCUUUCUUUUUCUUUUUUAACUGUAGUCUAGUAUUUUUAUGACCAUCAAUUACCUAGAGAGUUGUAUUAUCUGAAUUCCUGUGUACCAUACCUGUGUACAUUGCUGGCUGUAUUUUACUUGAGGCCUUUCAAGGGUGUAUGGUAAAAUAAGUACCUUCCCUCUGGCAGCAUCCAUUCGGCAGCCUCACCGGAACCCUGGUUUUCCCCUUUGGUGUACAAAUAAAAAUCUAUCCACCCUCCAG
This is a messenger RNA of Marmota flaviventris (yellow-bellied marmot), 1495 nucleotides long. Lineage: Eukaryota; Metazoa; Chordata; Mammalia; Rodentia; Sciuridae. The record is from RefSeq and is a predicted model, not a curated record.